Messenger RNA from Acomys russatus (golden spiny mouse), 844 nucleotides. It is a transcript of the gene Bcl2a1, whose product is annotated as BCL2 related protein A1. The transcript has 2 exons. Gene Ontology annotation, molecular function: protein homodimerization activity; channel activity; protein heterodimerization activity. The record is from RefSeq and is a predicted model, not a curated record. Gene Ontology annotation, biological process: mitochondrial fusion; intrinsic apoptotic signaling pathway in response to DNA damage; extrinsic apoptotic signaling pathway in absence of ligand. NCBI's taxonomy places the organism in Eukaryota, Metazoa, Chordata, Mammalia, Rodentia, Muridae. Gene Ontology annotation, cellular component: mitochondrial outer membrane. Bases 57 to 713 code for a protein of 218 amino acids.
UUGGCUUUCACACGCAGCCCACACACAGAAGUGACGAGAAGGAAGGACACUGUGACAUGAUGCAAACAGAAAUUCCAGCAGCCUCCAGAUAUGAUUAUGGGUCCCUCCCCUGCCGAGCCCCGUCUUUGUAUCAUUUGCCUGCUCAGCCUCCAGGUGGAGAGCUCCAGUCAGCUAUGCCAGAGAAGAUGACUGACUGUGAGUUCACGUAUAUCCAUGCUUUGGCGGAGGACUAUCUGCAGUAUAUCCUGCAGCUACCCACCUUGGAACCAGCUCCAAGCAGAACAUCCAGAGUGCUACAAAGAGUUGCUCUCUCAGUUCAAAAAGAAGUCGAAACGAAUCUGAAGCCAUACUUGGAUGGUUUUCAUGUGGGGUCCAUAGAUGCCGCCAGAGCAAUAUUCAAUCAAGUGAUGGAAAAAGAAUUUGAAGAUGGCAUCAUUAACUGGGGAAGGAUUGUAACUAUAUUUGCCUUUGGGGGUGUUCUCCUCAAAAAACUUCCACAAGAGCAGAUUGGCCUGGAUGUGAAUGCCUACAAGCAAGUUUCCAGUUUUGUGGCUGAAUUCAUAAUGAAUAACACAGGAGAAUGGAUACGUCAGAACGGAGGCUGGGAGGAUGGCUUCAUAAAGAAGUUUGAACCAAAGUCUGGCUGGCUGACUUUUCUGGAAAUGACAGGGCAGAUCUGGGAAAUGCUCUUUCUCCUCAAGCAACACUACUGACCAGAGAGAAGCCUGGCUCCUGUCAGCACAGUCACCAGCACUUAGCGCUUCCAUUUACAAGCAAAUAACUUGAAUGACGGAACUGCACUGUCCAGAGUUGCUCAUAUUUUGUUCCCACAUUAAUGAAUAAA